Molecule: messenger RNA, 6144 nt
Organism: Trypanosoma theileri
Lineage: Eukaryota; Euglenozoa; Kinetoplastea; Trypanosomatida; Trypanosomatidae
Exons: 1
Coding region: 1-6144 (2047 amino acids)
Biological process (GO): protein phosphorylation
Molecular function (GO): ATP binding; protein kinase activity
Source: RefSeq, a predicted model, not a curated record
AUGGACUUUGAUGACUCCACAGACUCUGAUGAACGAAUGUCGGCAGCACACGAGCAACAAAGAAAAGAAGAAGAAGAAGAAGACUCGACAUCAUCGCAGAGUAGUACGAUAUCUUCCCCAAUCAUAAAAUCCCAGAGAGUUCAACAAACACACAAGAAGAAAAAUACUUCUUCUUCUAUUUCUUCUUUAUUUUCUUCCGCUGCUGAGCAUGAUAAUGAUAAUGAUAAUAUAAUAUCUGCUGCGGAUGAUGUGCAGACACUUGUGAUUAAAGACCCAUUGGAGGAUGUGGAGAAUGGUGUUCGGUCCUUAUCAUCAUCCUCAUUAUUAUUAUUAUCCCCAGAAGGAAAAGGAAGAGGAAGAGGAGAAGGAAGAGAAGGAUGUGAAGAGUGUAGUGAACCUCUUCACCAUCAAUUAGUAGACGCUGAGGAUGUGCAGCAGCGGCCAUCGGCUCGUCACGGUUUAAUCGCAGAGAUGAGUACUGGACGUCUUGGAAGCACUGGAAGAGUUCCGGAAGAAGAAGAAGAAAAAGAAGAACAUCAACAACAAAAAGAAUAUGAUGAUAUGGAAGAAGAACGUGAAGUCUAUGAAAAUGAUUUUGAUGAUAAUAGAGGUUAUGAAGAAGAAAAAGAGGAAGAAGAUGAAGAUGAAGAAGAAUACGAAAAAUAUGAGGAUGAAGAAGAGAGUUACGGUGAUGAUUAUGAUGAUGAUGAUGAUGAUGAUUAUUAUUAUUAUGAAGGUACAACAGCUGCUGCUACUGCUACUGCUGUGACGGCUCCUACAACAACAAAUAAUACUAAUACUACGAACAGAAUAGAUGCUAUCACUACAGUGCAGGAUCAAGAGAGUGCUGUAGUGAUAGAAACAUCAAAAGAUUGGGAUCAGGCGCUUAGUCAAAUGGAGAUGAUGGAUACAACACUUAUGACUCACUUUUACAUUGGGUAUGAUUACUGUUGGGCAACCAAUACAGGGGAAAAUGAGGAAUCUGCAUAUGAAACGGAAACUAUGGUGAAAAUGAUAUCACCUCUCUAUAUGAAUCCAAUACCGAAAUCGAAUGAAACCUAUGCUGUAGAGAAUAAUAAAAAUGAAAAAAAGGAAGAAAAAGAAAAAGAUAUAAAAUCUCGAGAAAUGACACUCACUACGUUAAAAUGCCUCGCAUCACAUAUUUUAUCAAUGCAAGACGCCCUUGCAGAAGAGGGAUUGACUGUUGAUAACUCACAACGGAGAAAACAGCAACUGGCAGAUGAAUAUAUGGGAGGAGGAGGAGGAGGAGGAAGUACUGAUGUGAAUCCUCGAAAUAUAAUUUCUCGUGGUAUUCACUCUGUUCAUGUGGAUUCUUCUUGUCGUUUGAUAGGUGUAUUAGAUGUUGAUACUUGUUCUGUGAGUUUAUCUGAUGUUAUUGCUUUCAGUGAUCGUCCAUUCUCUCAAGAGGAAUUAGUGGCACUUCUUAAAUCUAUUAUAGGAAAAGUAAGUGCAUUACAUAAUGCUGGAUUUGUUCAUGGUUGUCUACAUGGUGGAAAUAUUCUCUGUUGUACAGAUGAUGGACGAACUGUAUUAACAGGAGUUUCUGGUAUUAUGAGUAAUCCACUACUUCCUGCAGAUCCUUCUUUUAUUUCUCCACGCCUUGCAGCAGCAAUGCAACCACUUGUGGAUCGUGUGUGGAGUUAUGAGAAAGAUAUGGGUAAUGGUGAAACAUUUCCAUGGGCAUCAGAUCCAGAAUUUCAUCGUGGAUUAUUAGAAUUAUACGGUUGCGGAGAUGAAAGUGAAAUGCGACCACGUAGUUCAGAUGAUGUGUAUGCUAUUGGUAUUAUUACACUAUCUUGCUUAUUUGGGGUUCCACCUUUUCAUUUCGCAACACUAAAGGAAGUUGUUGAGGUUUUGGUCCCUUAUUAUUAUGAUUGUAAAAGUUGUAAUAACAGUAAUAGUAGUAGAGGCAGCAGUGAUACAUCCUUAUUAGGAAUGGUAUUCACAAGCAGUUACGCAAUGCGAUGGUUUAAACUUGCAGGUUAUUCAGAGGAAUUUAUAGAUACAGCAUUAGAUUUUGUAGAGACUUGUCUCCGUGCUGGUGUGGGUGAAACAAUAGGAUCAGUGGAAAUGGCAGGUGAUUUACUUCAACAUUCUUUUUUUGUGAAGUAUCCUAUUGUUGGAAAAAUAGAUGGUAACAGUGAAAUAGGAAGUAAUAAUAAUAAUAAUAAUAAUAAUAAUAAUAAUAAUAAAGAAGAAGAAGAAAAUGUAGAUGAUGUAGAUGAAACUGUGUGUAUAGAUGGUAUUAUUCAUUAUCUUGUAUACCCAAUAUUUGCUGUCCUUGGAAAUACAAAGAAAGAUUGUGGUACAACACCAAUGAUGACACGAUUAUACCGUAAUUCUAUCUUCGCUGCUCGUUGGGAUGCAUUACAGUUUGGAGUAAAGUGUGAUGCACAUAAUAAUGAACUUUUCUUUGGAGAUGCCGUAGGUGUUUUAUGGCCUUAUUUAGAUAGACAAAUUCCUAAAUGGUGUAGUUACAAUGGUUUAGGUAAUCAACGAGAACCAAAAUGGUCUAGUUUGUUGUAUCGUGCCUCACGAAAAAGAAGAUUUUCCUUAUCUGAAAUUGAAGGUAAAGAUGAUCCAAUAUCUACAUUACUUACUUUAGCAGAUAAAAAGGAUAUGCAAUUUAAUCAUGAGAAUCGAACAUUUAUGUAUAAUGAGAAAUGUAAUAAGCAUCUUAUUCUUCAACGUGAGGAACUACCUAGUGAAUAUCGAAACUUUAUGGAUACUCUUACUCUUUGUGAUUUAGAAGAUUGUGUAGUAGAGAUAUUUGCGGGGUUUCGCUUUAUUGUUUUACGCAAUAUACGACGUUGUCAAAUAUAUCUUGGUCCAUGUUUUUAUUGUUACUGUGAUGAAGUAUCUUAUUGUAAUCCUAUUGCAGUGGCAAGUGUUCAUUUGCUUAUGAAUGGUGUUUCUCAUGUAAAGUUUAACUAUAGCGGUUUAACAGCACCGCGAUGUCCGGAUGGUCAACGAUUACCACAAGAUGUAUCUAUUACACCUUAUACUGUUGCUUAUACGGGUAUAAGUGCAGACUUUGCUGCGCUUGCAGUUCCACAGGAACAUAUUGGAGGCAUCUCAACAUUAUUUACAGAACCUGAAUCCAGUACUACUAUUAAUACUACUAAUAGUAAUACUAAUACUACUACUAGUAACACAGUUGAGAGAAUAUUAAAGUUUCCUAAAACGUUACGUGGAGGAUUUGAUUUUCCCUAUUCCCAUGCGUUAGCGGCCUAUAGUACACGUUUUAUACAUGAACAUGAUGGUGUGAGUGAUGUCUUUCUCUUCCCAACAGAGGUAACAGGGAAGAGUGUUCGUAUUGCACACAUUCAUGGUGGUGAACCUCCCGGUCCACAUAUUACGAGUGGCUUUUCUUCUGAUAUCACCCGUCAGCCAUCAUGGAUUAAUCACAAGGAUGAAUCCGAAGAAAAAGAAAUAGAAUCUGAAGCCAUACGUUACCCGGUGGUAUGUGUGUUGGAUGUAGUGAGUGACUGUGUGGUGUCGGACUGUUCACGGUGUACAAUUGUACUGCUUGGAUCAUGUGAGUUAGUGACACUGCGGCGUUGUGUGUCUGUGCGUUUUAUUCUCACCGCACGAACGGUGGAGAUGCGGGACUGCACGGCGGUGUGGAUCGACGCCGUGGUGGCCGACAACGUCCUGCUGGAGUACUGCCGCGGUGUGCGGUUGGCGCCGCUGGUGUUUCGCAGCCCACAGUGCCGUGCUUGGCGGUAUGCCCUUCAAAGCGGCGAUACCACCGACCGGUUUAAUUUUGCCCAAACAAUAGAGAAUGAGGAUAGUGAUAGUGAUAAUAGUGAGGAUAGUGAUUAUUAUGAAGAGGAAGAUGAUGAAGAAGAGAAUGCGGUACGGCGAGGGGAAGUGGAGUUGUGUGAAUGUGAUGAUGUCCAACUGGAGCCUCGGGCCACUGUUUUGUCUAUUGGGGGUAGAAUUGGUAAAAGAGCACAAGUGGCCAAAUGGAAAUUGACGCCGUUGAUGCAACAAUUAUGGGGAUCUCAACAUUCCUUAUCUUUAUCCCCCUUGACAGAAGGAAAAGAAGAAGUGGAAGAAGAUGAAUAUGAAGAAUAUAAUAAUAAUAAUAAUAAUAAUAAUAAUAAUAAUAAUAAUAAUAAUAAAGAUAAAGAGGGAAUAUCUGGAUGGGCAACGACUCCAUCACCUGUGCGUCUACAUGAUAUGUUUAAUGUAUCAAUAUUUAGAGUUCCAGAGACACUAAAUAUACGUGAAAGAACAACAAGAAAAAGAAAAAGUAGAGGAAAUGAUACGAUGGAGGAAUUACCCUUAAUAGAUGUCGUACUGGAACGUUUAGUAGUGGGCGUUGUCCAUCUCUCAGAGGCAGUAGGAACAUUAUUUGUACAUAAAUGUGUAGGUCCUCUUGAAAUUAUUGUCUGUGCUGCUCGUUCUGUUAUUAUGGAAUCCUGCGAACACGUCACUCUGCAGACGUCGUGUAAACAAUUCACUGCCAUUGACUGUCGUGCCUGUCAUUCCGCCUUGCAUGUCAAUACACCACCGCGUUAUAUAGAUUGUACAGAUAUGCAAACUUCUACUUUAAAUAUUACUUCAGAAAACUAUGAAGACUUUCUUCAUCGAACGGAUGUAAAGGUAGACGUUAAUCGCUUUGAUGAACCAGAAUUACUUUUAUCACGUACCUCAUCACUCUUCAGAGAAAAAGGAACGGAGAACUUUUCUUUACCAUAUAAUUCUACUUCAGAUACUUACACACAAUGGACAUUACCAGAAGUAAACUCUAUUGAUUCAUACACUGCGGCAUUAUCUGUACUGCAGCGUCCGUUAACUAUAGUUCCACCGCUGCCCGCUACUUGUGUGGGAUUGAAGGAUGCGCCAUUCCUUGGACCUUUUGAAGAUCGUGUGAACUCUGAAUUGGCAAAACGAACCUCUUUUGAAACGGAUAUUAUUUCAGCACUUUUAUUUCUCUCAGAGCCAAAGAAGGAAAAUAAGGAAAAACAUGAUAAUAUGGUGUUAUCAGGAGAUUCAAAAUUGAUAUCAGAUGUUAAGAACGAGAAGAACUCGAUAAACCAAAUACAACACGGAGUUACGAUGGCACUGACAAGUGAAACUGUGAAGGAAGAACGACAUGUGGAUCCUUUUCUUAGUUCUGUUGAGACUGAGACAAAAGAGCUUCCCAUUGCCACUAUUCUUCCUGCUACUGUGAAUUCUACUGGUGGUAAGGAUAAGGAUAAUAAUGAUGCUAAUAUGUUGGAUUCUGAUCGACUGCAUUCUUCUCAAAAAACGCCUCGCGCAAUGUUAUCACAACAACUUGGCUCUAGUAGUUGCAGCAGUAUUAGUAGGAAUAGACGUAAUCGUCGUGGAGAUGGUUUUAGUCGUGCAGUCGAUGAUGAAGACGAGGAGGAAGAAGAAGAAGAAGAUGCGAAUGGUGGAAGUAUAAUGAAUGAUGAUGAUGCUGUACAUGGGAGAGUGGAACCCCAGAAGGAGACACGGAGUGUAAAAGCCACAACUUCUCAAGAGGCCGAAUAUGAAUAUAUCAGCUCCGGUACCCCUUUGAACAAUGGAGGAACCUUAACAAUAACAACAACAACAACACCAACAAGAUCAAUAGCAACAGCAAUAGCAACAGUGGCUGAAGAAGAAGAAGAGGAAGAAGAAAAAGAAGAAAAAGAGAAACAUGGGAAAGAGAAGGAUGAUGGUGAAGAAGAUGGUGCAAAAAUGGAUAAGAAGGAGGAGAAGGAUGUGAAGGGAAAUGGGAAGAAUUCUCCUACUGCCGCUGAAGAUAGAUUGCCAGAGGAGCCCGUCAACCACACAAGUAGGAAUAAUAAUAAUAAUAAUAAUAAUAAUAAUAAUAAUAAUAAUAAUAAUAAUAAUAAUAAUACAGAGCUGGAGAGGGUUGAGUCCACUGAGCCUGCAGAGAUGAUGCCCAUGAAAAAGUAUUCACCAUCAGACUUUAUUAUUGCCGCCCAUCCGGAAGAUGAGGAAAUGAUACGAUCUGUUAUGCAGCAAGUGGCCGCCAGGCGUGCGGUGUUUUUCUCUGCACAUUGUUCAUCAGAUAAUGUCUCCUUUUCCUACAAGAAUUCAACAGUGGAACUGCAGAAACGGGUGGAGAAUGCUUUAGUAAAGCUUAAAAGUCUUCUCAAGUAA